CGCGAGACCACCAAGAUGCAGCGGGGAAGGGCAGCGACAGUCCACGCUACAGCUCACGUGCUCAUGCGUCGCGGUCGAGCGCAGCAGUCGGGCAGUGCAGCGGGUGCAGAGGGAAGUAUCCGCGGCUAUGUUGUCUGUCGUGUGCUGUCCUGUCUCCGGGGAGCCCGUGCGACGUCGGGCGAUGCAGGCCUGCAGAUGGGGUGCAGUGUACAGCAGCAGCAAAGCCGGACUGGCAAGGGAAUAUCGAUAUAGGGGCCGCGUAACGGGCUGUUGGGUGAAGCGUGGUGGACGGGUUCGAUGGUCUAAGAUUCCAGGAGCGGGAGGUCGUCGGCGCUGGCCUGGCCUAGUCGUUCGCUUGCGCAGACUACAGGUGAUAGGUAUGACGCUGGGUGGAACGAGCAGCGGUGCAGCAGAACAGUUGUUCGAGCAAGAUGUUCGUGAUGAUUUUGCGUGCACUGAGAAGCACUACAAAAAGCAACAACCUCGAAUCGUAGACAUUUCCUUGUGGCGCGGUGCACCGUUUAGUUAUCGGUCACGUGGUCAGCAUCAGUGAACGUGAGGCUUGAGAGCUAGAGUUCGUGCAAAAGUCAAAAUUUGCCCCUCGAAAUAGCUUCCAUUUAUGUGCCAUGUAGGCUGGGGGUUUUCUCCACGGGGGCUGCAAUAUCGUCCAGUCGACGUGUGUUUAUGGAAGUGUACAUCCACAUCUGCGGAGCUCACUUGGCGGCAGCUGGCACAGACCACUACAGCUAAGGUGGAG
This is a messenger RNA of Macroventuria anomochaeta, 757 nucleotides long. RefSeq lists its product as uncharacterized. The record is from RefSeq and is a predicted model, not a curated record. NCBI's taxonomy places the organism in Eukaryota, Fungi, Ascomycota, Dothideomycetes, Pleosporales, Didymellaceae. The coding region runs from base 128 to 553 and encodes 141 amino acids. The transcript has a single exon.